GGAUGUCUUUCCGCGACCUCCGUAAUUUUACUGAGAUGAUGAGGGCUCUGGGAUAUCCCCGGCUCAUCUCUAUGGAGAAUUUUCGCACGCCAAACUUCUUGCUUGUCUCAGAGAUACUCCUUUGGCUGGUGAAAAGAUAUGAGCCUCAGAUUGACAUCCCUUCAGAUGUGGAGACGGAGCAGGACCGGGUCUUUUUCAUUAAGGCGGUUGCUCAAUUUAUGGCGACCAAGGCUCAUAUCAAGCUCAACACCAAGAAGCUGUACCAGGCGGACGGCUACGCGGUGAAGGAGCUGCUGAAGAUCACCUCCGUGCUGUACAACGCCAUGAAGACGAAGGGCACCGACGCCGUCAACGUGGAUGAGGAAGACGUGGGGAAGUUCAAGUUUGACCUCGGCUCGAGAAUCAGUGAGCUGAAGGCAGCCAGGCAGCUUGCGUCAGAGAUCACUUCCAAAGGAGCGUCCGUCUACGACUUACUGGGCAAAGAAGUGGAGCUGAGGGAAAUGAGAACAGAAGCAAUCGCCAGGCCGCUGGAGAUAAACGAGACGGAAAAGGUGAUGAGAGUCGCCAUCAAGGACAUCUUGGAGCAGGUCCAGAAAACCAAAGACCUGUUCAGCAACGUGGCUGCAGAUGAAGCCAGCUUGGAAGCCAAGAUUGAAAAGAGGAAGGCGGAGCUGGAAAGGAGCCAAAAACGGCUGCAGACACUCCAGAGUGUUCGCCCAGCCUUUAUGGAUGAAUACGAGAAGAUUGAAGAGGAGCUGCAGAAACAGUACAGCUAUUACCUGGAGAAGUUUCGGAACCUGGCCUAUCUGGAGCAGCAGCUGGACGACCAGCACCGCAUGGAGCAGGAGAGAUUUGAGGAAGCGGAGAACACUUUGCGUCUGAUGCAGAACAAGCUGAAGGAGGAGGAGAAGCGCUUGCUGAAGACUGGAAGCAACGAAGACUCCGACAUCGAGAUCCACGAGGACGAGGGGUCCGACAGCGAGCUGGAAGACCGGCAACUCAUAAAGCAGCACACAGCCAUGGAGAUGCUGAUGCAAGGGAGACCCAGCAAGCGGAUCGUGGGGACCAUGCAAGGCGGCGACACGGAGGACGACGUCGGGGUGGCUAGAGCCCGUAAGCCCAGAGCCUCCAGAGCCAAGGCCAAGGAGGAUUCGGAGGACAGUGAAAUAGACUUGGAUGAUGACGACGACGACGACGAAGACCUGGAAGACGACAGCAUCGACAUCGCUCCCAGCAAGACCAACCGGAGGGCCAGGAAGCCGGAACCCCUGGAGGAGAGCGACAACGACUUCUGA
This is a messenger RNA of Euleptes europaea (tarantolino), 1295 nucleotides long. It is a transcript of the gene IFT38, whose product is annotated as clusterin associated protein 1. Gene Ontology annotation, biological process: cilium assembly. NCBI's taxonomy places the organism in Eukaryota, Metazoa, Chordata, Lepidosauria, Squamata, Sphaerodactylidae. Gene Ontology annotation, cellular component: cilium; intraciliary transport particle B; centrosome. The transcript is spliced from 13 exons. The record is from RefSeq and is a predicted model, not a curated record. The coding region runs from base 3 to 1295 and encodes 430 amino acids.